UGCACCGUGCGUUUCUAGGAAAGGGAAGCGACCGGGUCGCGGGGAGGAGUGUGCGGCCGCGGUGUCUGCCGGGACGGUGGCGGACUGUGAAUUAGUGACUGUCGGCGGUGCUUGCUAAUGGUGCGUGUCCCUUGUGUCCGCUUCGUUGCCCGGCCAUGACUGCGCUUUAUAGAAAGGGAAUAAGCAAAUAUCAAGAAAGAUAGAUAAACCUGUCGGCGCAACACUUGAAGCUUUCGCUUGGUAGAUAAAUUCACUUCUUACUAGUCAUCUGAUCUAUCUGAAUCUGGGCAGCAGCGUUUACACUAAUUGUGCUAUAGAGACAGUGACGGAUUUAGCCCGUGGCGUGAGGCGAGGCGAGGCGAGACGAAGCCGGGGGGGAGGAGAGGUGCGGGCCAGCGGGGAAACGGGAGAGAGCGGCAGGAGAACGGUGAGCCAGGAGCGGCCGAUGAGUUCGGAGCAGGACGGGAGGCUGCAGAAGCAGGCGGAGGCCCAGUUGGGAUCGGACACGGGAGGACAGGGAGGAGAAGCAGCCGAGACCGGCAAAGACCCAGGCAGCAUGGUCACUGCAAAGGGAGCAGGCCUCAACCCCAAUGCCAAGGUAUGGCAGGAAAUCCCAUUAACUUCCAAGGAAGGUUCCGUGGGGGAAAUCGAAGGGUCCCAUUGGCCUCAGGUGACCACUACUGAUGGUUUUUCUGAGCCUGAACCUACUGGAGGGAAGCCUUAUGGCGUAGGGCUUCCAAACCUUGCAGAAGGCAGCCCUCCAGCAUCUACUGUAGGUGUUGUGAAUGGCGUGGAUUCUCCCGACCUGAGCUUUCCUCUGUAUGAGCCUGUGACAGCUCUUGCUGAAGGUGAGCUCUCUGAGGAACAGCCCCUCUCUGAGGAGAACCUGCGUGAAUCCCUCAAGAAACAGCUGGAGUUCUGCUUUUCCAGAGAGAACCUGUCAAAGGACUUAUAUCUGAUGUCCCAGAUGGACAGUGACCAGUUUGUCCCUAUUUGGACGGUCGCCAGUAUGGAGGGUAUCAAGAUCCUCACCACAGACAUGGACCUCAUCUUGGAUGUACUCAGAGCAUCUCCCAUGGUACAGGUGGAUGAAAAGGGAGAGAAAGUGCGGCCAAACCAUAAACGCUGCAUCAUCAUUUUGAGGGAGGUGCCUGAAACGACACCUGUAGAGGAAGUGGAGGCUCUGUUCAAAAAUGGUGACUGUCCCAAGGUGAUAAGUGUGGAAUUUGCACACAACAAUAACUGGUACAUUACAUUCCAGUCAGAUACUGAUGCUCAACAGGCAUACAGAUAUUUAAGGGAAGAAGUAAAAACAUUUCAGGGAAAGCCCAUCAUGGCACGAAUAAAGGCUAUUAACACGUUUUUUGCGAAGAAUGGUUACCGCAGCCUGGACUCCAACAUGUACUCACAUCAGUCCCAGUCACAGUCUCAAUAUAGCUCCCCACUCUUCAUGCAUCAGGUCUACAGUCCACAGCAGCACUAUCCUCUGUAUGGCAUUGUCCCUCCUACAUGGGCCCCAUCACCCACGCCGUACUUCGAAACCCCCUUGGCACCUUUUCCAAAUAGUAGCUUUGUCAAUGGCUUCGGCUCUCACAGCAGUUACAAAACUGGUUCGAGCUCUCUUAACAUUGGCAGACCUUUCCACAGAACCCGUGUUCCACUGUACUCGAGAAAGAAUGUAAUAAAUGCCUUCAGGAAUCAUGUGAAGCCACACCCACGCACCAGUGAGGGAACCCCACCCUCAGUCUCCUCUAUGCCCAUUGUUGACGGGCUGUCAGGUUCUCACAGCCCUCAGCCUGCACAUGCUAGCAGUGCUGCACUGGCCCCUUCUGAAUUUAGCCAGUCUCUCAACCUGAAAGAUGCCAGUGUGUCCGGUGUGGAGCCCGGUGGGGACAGCAGUUUAGCGGGUCGGGGCAGGAGAGGCACAUUCCGAGGUGUACGCAGGAGGAGAGAUGAAGACCGAACCACAAGACUGCCCGCUUUGGGUGAGGUCAAGGUAUCACCCCCCAAGUUUGACUUGGCCACCUCCAAUUUUCCACCACUGCCGGGGUGUGUGGUCAGUACCCAGGGUGAGCCAAUGCUAGAAAACCGCAUGUCGGAUGUAGUACGUGGCUUGAGUCGGGAGAAGAUGGAUAUAAACAAGGAUUCCAGUACCACUAAUGCCCCUGAGGAACUGCAAAGUAUUCCAAGUCCACCCCAGUGCAUCUGCAAAACUGGACCAGUUACUUUUGAGCAUAAGACCUCAAGUCGUAACCAUCAGGAUAUCAAAGCUGACAAGACUGAGCCCAGUGUCCAAAAAGAGCCAUCCUCAGCAUCAUCUCCCACUUCAGCAGAACUCCUGGUUCCCCCAACACAUCCAGUUACUACCUCCAAACCUCCACGCAACCAGCCUAGUGGAUCUACUUCCUCAACCUUGACCCCAAGCCCAAGAAGUAACCCUGCUCCAGAACCCCGUAAGCUGAGCUAUGCAGAGGUAUGCCAGCGGCCACCCAAGGACCCGCCUCCCCCCUCAACUGCACCUGUGCCUAGCACUGCAGCUGCACAACCUUUGCGAGAGCUCCGGGUUAACAAGGCUGAGGAACCAAGUGUCAACACCCCUUGCAACAGGCCAGAGAGAACCUCAGAGAGAUCUGGAGAUGCAAAGCCCAGUGAGAGCAGACCACCCCGCGACUCCUUUGGGUCGUACCGCAACAGUGGACCCCCCAGAACGGGCACUGUGGGGUUGAAACUGCGAGAUCAGAGACGUCCCCCUUUAGCCCGCCGUAGCUCCCCUCAAGGGGGCCCCAGACGUAGUGGCAAAGAACAGAACAUACCCCCAAGAUCACCAAAGUAAAACUCUAAAAUAUAAUACUUUAAAUGCACACAAAGUUAUAUGUGUACAUAUAUGUAUAUAGCUGUAUAUAUGUAUAUGUGUGUAUUUAUAUAAUACACACACACACGAGAGAUAUAUAUUACUGGAUUUAAAAACCACAUCCUAAAAUGAGAGCAUCCCUUUCUUCCUAGAGUGCUAUCAAACACCAUUAUUUGGAAAUGACUGCAAGAAUAACUGGAAAACAGGCAUCCUGGGAAAACGAGCAGAAGAUCAGAUGUGAACUUAGGAAAGCAACUGAUCUCAUUUUAUUUUACAAGAAUUGUUAAUCAUUUCUUUUUUUUUAUUUUGUUUUUUUAAACCUAUGGGGUGGACAAGUUUCAUCAGGCAGGGAAAAAGGUAUUUCACCUUUUGAAUGAAAGUUCUUAGUCUGAUAAGCAGCAAGAAUGAAAUCUCCAUAUGAACAUUAGUUAUAAUUAAUCUCAACGAGAGGUGACAUUUUACAUGAUUAAAUGCCCCCCCCAAAAAAAAGGUUGUAAUGGCAGGGAAUAACUGAACUGGUAAUAUAAUUUAGUUUAGAGAAUGGAGUAGGCUUGUAGUCUGUACUAAUACUGAUGUUUUUAGUUGUAUCUGUGAGAGGCUGGAAGUUGCUCAUUACAUUCAAAUCCAUGUAGUUGCAAAUAAUUACAAGUGAAAUUUGCAUAUUUUUUCAGGACUAAGAAAAUGAAUGAUCUGUUUUUUGGUUUACAUUGGAAGCAGCCUUUCAUGUCUCCAGAAGCAUAUCUGGAUAUUGGAAGUUUGAUCAAUGAAAGACUUGUCAGCCUCAUGAUUAAACAUACUUAAGGAAAACUCGCCUUUUAAAGUGUGUAUAUAUCACUAUUCAGUUGUUAACAUACAGGAGGAGUGACAUUAUAUUGGUAAUUGAGAACAACUUGGUCCACUUAGGUGACCUGACCCAGCCUAGUACAAUCUCCCUCCUUCCUGUGUUCUGAUCUCCCUUCAGUGUAACUCUGAGGCCUCCCUUUUCUGAUUUUGAAUGUAUUCAACUGAUUUAUUGAUAAUCAAGAGGUUCUGUUUACAAUAUUAUGGCUUUGCUUUGGGACUUGGGGGGGUGGGGGAGAAUAAGGAAGUAGUGCUCAAAUUGUAGAAAAGUAUUUGUUUAUAAGGUUUGGGUUGAGUGUUUGCACCCACCUAACCUUCACCAUGCAAUGAAGACUUUUGGGACCAGAGUACUUGUUGACCUACUCCCCCAUCCAACAAUGUAUCCAGGUGCAGCUUUUUUUAACUAUCAAAUCACAUUUUUGAAUUGCUGUAUCAAGAAACUUAUCCUGUAAGAACAAGUAGCAUUUAGUUCAUUUACUGCAAUUAGAUGCUUGGCAGUAAGUGCUUGUUAUGAAAGUAUGCUCAAGGAAGGAUAAAGGUUAAUAAAAUGCUUAAAACUGUUUAAAAUUAGACCUGUAAAUCAAAAUCCAAAACUUGACUCUUCCACCUAAGAUUUAUUGGAGAGGAUAGUGUGAAAGCUCUGGAAUUUGUUUUGCAACCUGUGAGUUGUGCUUUGGAUGCAUUAAUUUGAAGGGCAUAAGUGGAACGACUAGGCAUGGCAAAGUGCUGCUCUCUGAGAAGUGUUUUUAAAAAAAAAAAAAAGAAAAAUUCGUGGUGGUGGCAAAGCUGGGAAGUUUGAGUUUUUCAAGAACAUGCUGUUUGUAAUUGGUACAAGAACCACUGUCAAAAAAGGCCACAUUGGUUUUCAGUGUUUUAGAUUAAUGCUUUAAAUUGAGACCAUUUUUAACCUGUUAAAGAAUGUGAUUCACUACUCUAUUUUUCAGCCUGAGUUAAGUUCUGAAAGAUAGUUAGGAAGCAUUAUAUGAUGAAAUGCACUUACCAUGUAGUUCACAAAGCAGGUUGCACUUAAAGCCUAGAUACUUCUAUUAACAUACCAGUAACUUUAAACCUCUUAGUAUUUUAGUGAAACAAGAGUUCAAUAUACCCAUGCAUUUUCUGUAGCUGCACUCCUUAAGAAAUUGUAUGUGACUAAAGUUUCAUUCAAAAUGUGAACACUGUGUAAGUGGAGUUGCUCAAAUAUGAAAUCAGUUCAUUUUCCAGGUCCCCCACCUCCUUUCUGUGGUAGUGAAGUGUCAUGUAGAAUACAACAUGCAUAAAGGUGCAUGUAAUCUCCUGAAUAUUUCUGCAGGAUCCCCUCUAAUGACAUUUUUGGUUUAAGACAUUUGUUUCCCAGCUUGGGCACUGUCUUAUGAACUGCCUUUCAGUGAAUUUGGUAUCAUAAAUGAGACCCCAUUUCUUCUUCCUCCCCUUUACCUGUUAAGUUGGCAACUGCAGUCUGCAGAACAUUUUGCUUUGUUACUGCCAUUUUUUUGUAGAAUUUUGACAUUUUGGACCGGUGUCAUUUCAUAUUGAUUACCCAGAAACAUUUGCUAAAGAUGUUCAUAUUCAGGCAAAUGUAGUGAGUGAGUAAUAUUCUGAGGAAUGUAAGUUUUUUCCCUUCACUCUAGUAAUCAAGGCAUAAGCUGUCAGUGUGGAUAUCCCAGAUUUAUGCCUGAAUGAACUUUGUGAGCAACAGAUGUGUUUAUAUGUCUAAGUAUCGCGUAUAUGUCUUGCAGUUACUAUGUUGUAUUACUGAAGAAAUGUUUUAAAAUGAAGUGUAUUCAUGAUUGAGUCACUGUAUCGGAACAUAUUCAGUGCUUUUGAAUAUUGUGUCCCUAUACUCAUCUGCCUUUACAUAAGCACUGGAGGAUUUUGCAGACAAGAUAGGGGUUAUUUUUUAAUGAUCUUCUCUAGAUAUUUACUAUUUAUAACCUGUCUAAAUUGAUGUGCUCGAGCAGGUUAUGUGGUACCAAGACCAAAGGCAAGCUAGCCAAAAGAUGUGCUGACAAGCGGAUUUAAGAUUGCUUACUGGGUGCAAGUUCUAAAGAAUGAUCACUUGUUCAGUGCCAUUUUUUUUUUUUUUUUUUUUAACCCCCAUAUGAAGUGUACUAUCAGGUGACUUCUGUUUUUGUUUGCAUUUCCAUGGCUGAUCAAUAUGGGUCUUGUCUGGCUGAUGACAUUAAAUGGUAUGAGAACCAUUUUCUUCGUUUGUUGUAAAUCCAUUAGACCUAAUUAUUGAUCUAAAAUCUGUCACCAUUUAAACAAUUUUCCUUAGUUUUGGAAAAGUUUUGUAGUUUGAAAUUUGUUUUCUAAACUUUGUUUUAAUCCAAAUGUACUUUGCUUUUCCAGUGCAGGUAGCUCGGUAUUGUUACACAAAAUUGUGUGUGUGAAGUAGUAUCUACAUUGGUAUGAUUUAAAACUUGCUAACAGCACAUUCAGUGCAUUGACUAGGUUGAAGUGCAGUAAGUAAAUAUACUGAGACAGUGGGGCUAUUUUUUUCUACAUCUGUUAUAUGAAGAACAGGUAGUGGUCUUAUCAAAUUAAAUGCACUAAUGUAUUGAAUAUUAAUUAUGUGAUAUGUACAGUCAUUUUAGAAGUGUACAUUGAAAAUGCUAGUGAGCUUCAUGAAAUUUGCAGAAAUACCAUUUGGGGUUUUCCUUAUGAUUGGCAGGUGGGGGUUUAACAAGGCAGAUAUGUAUAGAAAUAGAUGACUAUUGACUGAUGUUAGGGGGGAAAAAAACAUGUUAAAAAUAAAGCAUGUGAUAUUGAUUUGGCUUUAGAAAAGUCUCUCUGGAUUAUAUUUUCCCUCAGUGUUGCCACUUUGUUUAUCAAAACGAUGUCAGUUCAAGCUUGGUAGUGCUACAUGGGAAAGUGCAAGCUUGUGGUGCUUUGGUAUGUAUGUGUGAAACUUAACUGUGUUUGAUCUCAAGCAUGACUGAGGUGUGUGAAUACUCUCAUCUACAUCUCUAUAGGGUCCUUAACCCAGUUUUAACAAGGUCCCUGUUGCUGUUUGGGCAUUUCCUCCCAGGAUAUAAGAGAACCUUAAGCCAAAAUAUCUUUGUGCCUUCCCCCUCAUGAAAUGGAGAUUUAGAAGAGAUAAGGAUUAUGGAGGAAGAACAGUCUUUGUUAACUGGAACACCUUAACUACUGGUUUUGACCUCAUGCAGGUAUUGAUUACAGAACCUGCAGUAUAUCAUAUUAUAUUUCCUUUAUCAGUGUUGGUUAGCCUGGCUUUUGUUUUCCUUGUAACGUAUAAGCCCAACUAUUCUUUUCUAUUUCUGUAUCUACCUAUUAGUCUCAUUUAUAACCAAAUCAGCCUUUGGUUUUGUGCAGAAAUUAGAAGUGUAGAAAUCUAAACUGUUACAUCGAUGACUGACCACUCCUACACUGACCUCGCUGUUGUUUUUAAUUGAGCAGUAUGAAACUUGAAAAAUGUGUCCUUGAAUCUCAGCUCACCAGUUACUGCAGACCGUCUCUGACAUGUUGGAACGUGGAGCUGAGAAGUGAAGUUUAACACCUUUUAAUUUCUUGGAUUGAAAUUUUUUUUUUUUUUUUUUUUUUUUUUUGGUUUAACAGCUGGUCAAUCUUCUAAGACAGGUAAUGGAAUUAGGCAGUAUUAAUUAGACUGGACUUCUACACAGUUAAGCUGUAAUACUGACUGCCAUGUGGCACUGCUGUGAUUGCAAACCAGCGGCACAGUAAUGUCAUGCAGUGGAGAUGGAGAGUCUUAGAACUUAAUGAUGACACCACAUAAUUGUGUAUAAGGUUUGUUUUUUGUUUUUUAAAUCUCAAUAUCCCUAAAUUUGAUACCAGAUCUUUAGUUAGAAAAAGGUAUAUGUUGGGUGCUGAGAGAGUAACCCUUUAACUAUGACGGUACAUCUUUAGAAUGCAGAAUUUAUGAAUUUGAAGGCUAUGUAGGUAGAAAUAUGAAAACAAGCACAACCCAGUAAGAGUGGUGCUCGUCAUGAGUACUUUUCUUUCAAAUUUUUUUCUUCAGACUUAAUAUUCAGUAUGUACACACACCCUAGUAUUUUAAUUUAGGAAUGUAGUUUAUUCCCAAAAUAAAUCUUGAAUGGUAUAUUCACGCCUUGCUUUUGUGGCUGUAUAGAAUGACCUCACCCAGUGUCUAAUCAGAAUGACAAAAAUUCAGGAAUCUGCAGCAGUGAAAUGUGAUCACAUUAGGCUGUUUUGUUUUCGUUAAUGAUGUUUAAUCUAAUGUGCGUGAAAGUGAUUUAAAUUGUCGAGCUGUUAAGAGAUACUGCUACCUGGAAACAAACAUCAUGCAAACUUAAGCUAUCAGUUAAGCAAUGGUUCCUAAAAGAGAAACUGCUUUUGCAGAUCUUUGUUUCUGAAUAAUGGCAUUUCUUUGUCUUACUGUGUGUAUUUCUGCUUGAAAGGAUAAAUUGGUCAAGGGUAUGUGAGUUACCAGGGAAUGAGCAUAGAAGAAACUGAUUCUCACUGGAGUACCAUUCUCAACUGAAGGACUAUCUCCUUUCUGUCGAACUAUGCGAUUGGAGAACUUUGCUCAAAUCCCUUCAAUACCAAAGCUGUUGCUGUUUAAAAAAAAAAAAAAAAAAAAAAGGGAGGAGAAAAAAGGAAUGUCUUAGGAAUGUCUUAUUUCUGUGUGUCUUACAUGUUUAUCACUUGCACUACUGUAGCUUCUGUCUGUGUUUGCUUUUCUCAGUGGGAUGGAUGAUACUUGGUGCUGGACUGGCAGGGAUUCAAACAAAAGUAACGUUAUAUGGAAUUCUAGCUCAACAGUAAAAAUGGACUCUUCCUGUCCUGAGUUUGCUAGAACACAAAGUAAUUACACCUGAUAUCUGAUUGCUGACUGUGUUGUGUCAUUGCAAAGGAGUAAAAUACAAAA
Messenger RNA from Scleropages formosus (Asian bonytongue), 8558 nucleotides. RefSeq names its product La ribonucleoprotein 4Ab (gene larp4ab). The record is from RefSeq and is a predicted model, not a curated record. Gene Ontology annotation, molecular function: mRNA 3'-UTR binding. Gene Ontology annotation, cellular component: cytoplasmic stress granule; cytosol. The transcript is spliced from 17 exons. NCBI's taxonomy places the organism in Eukaryota, Metazoa, Chordata, Actinopteri, Osteoglossiformes, Osteoglossidae. Gene Ontology annotation, biological process: positive regulation of translation. Bases 446 to 2833 code for a protein of 795 amino acids.